This is a messenger RNA of Monoraphidium neglectum, 258 nucleotides long. RefSeq lists its product as hypothetical. The record is from RefSeq and is a predicted model, not a curated record. The coding region runs from base 1 to 258 and encodes 85 amino acids. Lineage: Eukaryota; Viridiplantae; Chlorophyta; Chlorophyceae; Sphaeropleales; Selenastraceae. The transcript has a single exon.
AUGGUGGCACCCCCCACCCAGGAGGAGCUGGGCGCGCUGUCACCCGGUGACGUGGUCGAGCGCGUCCCCGCGCGCCCCCCGGCGCGCUCCGCCCUCGAGGCCGCCCCCUCAGGGCCCGACCCGUUUGAGGGCACCUGGGAGGCGCUGGAGAUGGGGGAGGAGGGAAGCCCGCUGCUGGACAGGCACGACGUGUGGGGGUGGACGCCACCCAGCAGCACGCGGCCCCAGAGCCUGCGCAACCUGCGGUUCGACAACUGA